AUGCGUGCGAUACCCAUUGCCCAGUUCCGCAUGCGGAUGUACGACGGCACCAAGCACCACAUCAGGGUCGUCUCUCCGACACCGAGUACAGGGCCAGUGGCGAUCGUGGAGGCCAGCAAGAGCAAGUACGAAGUGCACGUUGCAUCAUCCAUGCGCGCGUACUGCUUGCAGCAGCACCUGGCCGACGACUCAGUCCGCACCAUGACUUUCGCAGUUCACGAGCCCACGCUGCUGCAGAGCGGUGACGGCACAGGCGCUGAAUACAUCACCGCGUUCAUGAACCACAUUGGAGACACAGCAUUAGAUAAGAAGUUAGACGAUACAUUUCACCGAUCAGUGGAUUUGAUCAUUAGCGACGAAGCUGGAGCAAACAUCAGGUACGAGAACGGAGUUCGGAGCCGACACCCGGCCAGAGAUUCAUUACACCUAGUCUGCGAUGCCCACAAGAAAGCGAAGGUGGCGACAUUGGGCUCGGCUGCGCAGGGCCAGGUCAGCACUCGCAUCAUCCGCCUCCAGCUGAGCCUGCGCGGGAACAUGAUGGGCCUUCGACACGCCAUGCGAGAACUCAUCAGAGAAAGGCUGGUCAUAAUCCACGGCGCCUGCAGUGACUUGGAGGCUUCUCGGCAUCGCUCCGACGUCAUCGACACCUUCAUGCCGAUCGAGCGCGCAGAGGACGUGCGCAUGCGAGAGGUAGUGCGCAAUCUCUUCAACGGCGACUGGCGCAGGGCUGACAGGAUCGAGCACUAUGUGAACGGAUGCUGUCGAAGUCGGGCUCAGACAUUGCGCAUCAUGAUGACCGUCGGCGCGCGGGCGCUCACGAGGCGCCUGGCCGACGUGAUGGACAGGAGCAAUUGGACGGGGUCUCAUUAUUCAGUUUGCGGGCUUGGGUUGGCAACGUUUGUGCACAACAUUUUCCCGAGUGCGUAUUCUACAUAUUUCGCUGGAGUUGCCAGCGGCGCAGCGGAUCCAGAGGAGCCAGCGGUCGAUCGGGCCGUUGAUUCUGGAGCCGACGUGGACGAGCCGAAGGACCCGAGCGUGUGGCGAGAGGAGAACAAGUCCCGACAGACGCAAACGUUGUCUUGGCUGCAGAGCGGUUGCUUCCGCGAUGACAUUUACUUGUUUUCGAGGUCCGAGGUGCGUCAACAGAAGAAGUUGAUCGAUAGCGGCUCCAGGGAUUACCCGAUUUGGGCCGCCAGUGAUGCCAAGCAGGUUGCGAAGUUCACGAAGCAGAUGACGGCUCUCAUCUUCGACGACGGCAGUUGGCCCCUGGCGACCAUGGUGGCGGAGAGUUCCCAGCUCGACGCGCGCCUUGCAUGCUCGAGGCCGGCAGCGGCCGCUUGCGAGCUCGUGGAGGUCAGGCACAGGAAGACCCCGCACAAGACGUUCAACGUGCUGAGGGGCGACGGCGCCACAGAAGAGCACCUGACCAACACCAGCGAGUGCGCCCUUGAUACCUACACGGCGCCCUGGAAGGAGUACUGCAGUUCCCGCGGUGGGAUCGGCGGCAGGAUGGCGAAGGCCGGGCUUGCGGGGAUUCUCCCGCUAAUGACAACCAGCGCUGCCUUCGCCGAGCGCACUCACAGCGAGAACCUGCAGCAGAGCGAGGACAGCAAGUUUUCUUGGGGCACCGACCUGCCAUCGAUGAGCGGCCUCGCCCUUUUCAGGCAACGCUUGAAGUGGCAGACGGCUAUAUUCCGCGGGCUGCCCAAGGCCGCCGCCGAGGAGGAGAACGUGAGCGGCAACCGUGCGAAGAUUUGGCAGCUGCCGCGCUGCAGGAAUAUCGGAAUGGGCGACCUGCAUUCGGGAAGCCGCCGCGACGGAGCUCGCCCGCCGACCGUGCGCGUGGUCGACGACGAUGCCCCCAACGGAGUCGCCCUGGCCGACGGCGAGCAGGACGCGGCGUCGUCGGUCUUCGAGAGCCCCAUCUUCAAGGCUGCGACCGUCAAGCUCAUGGCGCACAAGAGGGCCGCGGCUGCCACCAGGCGUUCUGGCCAGGCGGCGGAGGCGGACCUGAGGGCACGAUCCAACGCAGAGGCUGGUCGGCAUGCCAGGGACUGGUAUUUCAUUGGGAACGAUGCUUCUGCUGCCGACGAGCGGCCCGCUGACUUAGUCAUCCAGCGCUCCACGUUGCCGACGGCCGUGUGCAUGCGGAGGCGCGAGUCUGUGAUGUCCGAGGUCCUGAGGGUUCUCGACACCAGCAGCGUGGAGGUGGAGUCUGCCAAGUGGAUUGCCAAGCGUGCGCACGCGCGCGAGGGGCCUACCCAGAUCUCCAAGACCUUCAAGCACAAGUUGACCGUUGUGUGGCGCGUGGUGGAGCACGCCGUCGGGGAGAAGCUCUUCAAGGCAAUCAUGGUGGCGAACAAAUACGUGAUCAGCUUCUCGUUCAGGAAGGCCCCUGCAAUGUGUUCGCAUGAUGUCGUGGCGGGGUCUGGCUUGGAAGUGGUUCCUGCGGGCGACGAGGUCACGCUGUUCUUCCACGUCGCGCUGCACUACGCUACCCCUUGGAGGCCGACGUUCAUUUCCAUGGAUCGUGAACCAUCCCAAGAUCGCGAAAGCUGCUUGGGCCUGUCACCUACCAAGGAGCUCGACGGCCCCGACGCCACCUUGGGCAGGUGCAUCUUGUCGGAGCUGACGACGGCGUGCUUCCAGGACUCCUGGGACAAACGGCCGUUCCAGGUGUGGUGGUACGAGCUCUUCGCAGAUGGCCGACAGGUCGCGCAGUUCAAGCCCGCGUUGCAACGAGUGCGGGAUCGACCGAUCGUGGAGUGCGACCUGUGGUCUGGCGACGAGGACGGCCGCGACCCCGAGCUGCUCGAGGAUGGCGCCGUCGAGGGUGACGCCGGGGAGUCCGAGUCUGACGGGCUUGCGCCGAUGGUGCCUGCGACGCCGAUGGGGUCCGACGAGGAGUGGGGCCUCUUUGGGCCGUCCGACUGCGAGGGCGGCCCCGACGCCGCCGCCGCCAUUCCACGCUUGGGGGGCGGCGACGGCGACGUCGCAGCUGAGCCGCAGCCGCGCGCUGAGUCCCCUGAGACAGUGCCGCCGCCUCCAGAGCAUGAUUGCAUCUUCCAGGGUCGAGCGCUUGCCUUGGCAAUUUUCCACACCGAGCACGGCAGCAUUCGCUUCUACAUCCGAACGUGCCGCUUCACGGCCGAGUGCAGACGGGGGGCGCACCUCGAGCAUGGGAAUUGCGUGCUCUCUCGCACCAGCAGGCCUAGUGCGGUGCCUCACCGCGCUGGCCAGGGCAGGCCGCUCGGCUUAUUGUUUGCUUGGCUGCUGGAGGACUCCUGUGUCAGCCAGCACGAGCACGUGCAUAUGUUUCACCCCACCUUGGCGGCGAGGCGCGAGGCGAGGCGGCAGUUGCUCGCGCUCGCCGCUGGUGGAGACAUGACUGUAC
Prorocentrum cordatum is the source of this 3394-nucleotide messenger RNA. The record is from the annotation of a GenBank genome assembly. Lineage: Eukaryota; Dinophyceae; Prorocentrales; Prorocentraceae.